AUGAUCGCCGUGUCGUUUAAAUGUCGCUGCCAGAUCCUGCGCAGGGUGAACAAAGAUGAGGGGCCGUACACGAAACACUCUGCCGGGUCGCGACCUCCAGAUGGAGCGCUGGCCAUCAGGAGGCAGAGUAUACCAGAUGAGUUUCGGGGCUGUUCGGUGGUGGAGCUGAUGAAGAAGGAGGGGACGACGCUCGGACUGACGGUGUCGGGUGGAAUCGACAAAGAUGGGAAGCCUCGGGUUUCAAACCUGCGACAAGGAGGCAUCGCUGCCAGGAGCGACCAGCUGAACGUGGGCGACUACAUCCGCUCCGUCAACGGCAUCAACCUGGCCAAGUUCAGACACGAUGAGAUCAUCAGUCUGCUGAAGAACGUCGGCGAGCGAGUCGUCCUGGAGGUCGAGUACGAGCUGCCGCCCGUCUCCGUCCAGGGUUCAGGCGUCAUGUUCAAGAACGUGGAGGUGACGCUUCACAAAGAAGGAAACAGCUUCGGCUUCGUCAUCAGAGGCGGAGCCCACGAAGACCGGAACAAGUCUCGGCCCAUUGUCAUAACGACCAUCCGGCCCGGCGGUCCGGCCGACCGGGAAGGCACCGUGAAGCCGGGCGAUCGGUUGCUAAGCAUCGACGGGAUUCGUCUCCACGGCAGCACGCUGUCCGAGGCCAUGAGCAUCCUGAAGCAGUGCGGGCAGGAAGCGACGCUGCUGAUCGAGUACGACGUCUCCGUCAUGGACUCUGUUGCCACGGCGUCGGGGCCGUUGCUGGUGGAGGUUGCCAAGGCGACAGGCUCCAGUCUGGGCGUGGCUCUCUCCACCUCCAUGUUCUGCAGCAAGCAGGUCAUCAUCAUCGACAAGGUCAAACCGGCCAGCAUAGCCGACAGGUGCGGCGCUCUUCACGCAGGAGAUCACAUUCUGUCUGUCGACGGGAAGUCGAUGGAGUUUUGUUCUCUGGCUGAAGCCACUCAGCUGCUCUCCGCCUCCUGUCAGACCGUCCGCAUGGAGAUCCUGCCUCAGCACCAGGCCCGACCGGCCCUGAACGCACCACAGCACGUCAAGGUGCAGCGUAGUCCCCGCCCCCUCCCCUGGGAGACCGGAGGCUCCGCCCCCAUCCUCCCCCCCUACCACUACAACACGUACCACCCCGACCAAUCAGGCGCCAGAUCGCACAACCGCCAUACAAACAACCCUCCGCUGAGCCACUCGUUCUCGCCCGGGUCCAUGUCGGCCUACAGCCUGUCCUCGCUCAACAUGAGCACGCUGCCCCGGAACAUGUAUCCCACGAGUCCUCGGGGGACGCUGAUGAGGAGGAAGGCCAAGAAGAAGGACUUCAAGAGCUCCUUGUCUCUGGCCUCCAGCACCGUCGGACUCGCCGGUCAGGUCGUUCACACGGAAACCACGGAGGUGACGUUGCUCGGCGACGGCAUCAUGGGCUUCGGCCUGCAGCUGCAGGGCGGAGUCUUCGCCACGGAAACGCUGUCGUCGCCGCCGCUCAUCGCCUACAUCGACCCCGACAGUCCAGCCGAGAGAUGUGGGAUCCUGCAGAUCGGCGACCGGAUUCUGUCCAUCAACGGCGUCCCGACCGAGGACUCGACUCUGGAGGAAACAAACCAGCUGCUCCGAGACUCGUCCAUCACAGCUCAACUCACGCUGGAGAUCGAGUUCGACGUCGCCGAGUCGGUUAUUCCCAGUUCAGGAACGUUUCACGUGAAGCUCCCGAAGAAGCCCGGAGUGGAGCUGGGAAUCACCAUCAGCUCUCCGUCCAACAGGAAGCCAGGAGAUCCUCUGAUCAUCUCCGACAUCAAGAAGGGCAGCGUUGCACACAGGACGGGAACGUUGGAGCUCGGAGACAAGCUGCUGGCCAUCGACAACAUCCGGGUGGAGAACUGCUCCAUGGAGGAAGCUGUUCAGAUCCUCCAGCAGUGCGAGGAGCUCGUCAAGCUGAAGAUCCGCAAAGACGAAGAUAACUCAGAUGAACAGGAAGUGUCCGGCAGCAUCAUCUACACGGUGGAGCUGCAGCGCUACGGAGGUCCGCUGGGAAUCACCAUCUCCGGCACCGAGGAACCCUUCGACCCGAUCAUCAUCUCCUCACUGAGCAAAGGCGGCCUGGCUGAGCGGACGGGAGCGAUCCACGUCGGAGAUCGAAUUCUGGCCAUAAACAGCAGCAGCCUGAAGGGAAAACCUCUGAGUGAAGCCAUCAGCCUGUUGCAGCAGGCGGGAGAGACGGUGACGCUCAAGAUCAAGAAGCAGGGAGAACUGUCGAGCCCCAAGUCCUGCGUGAUCGGUCCUGGCCUUGGACCCGGUUUGGUGCUGAACCCGGACAACCCUGACGGGGAGGAGGAGCCUGUCGUCAUGGUAGCCCCUCCCACCAGCCAGAGGGCGUUCAGCACGCUGCCGUCGGUGGACAGCGCCGUGGAGUCCUGGGACGGAUCCAACAUGGACGGCAGCUUCACGGCUCCGGCUCCACCCUUUCAGUCGUCUCCGUACAGUUUCCACGAGUGGCGCAACGCCAAGACGACCAACAGCCAAUCAUCUUCCUCCGCUCGCCAGCGAGCCAAUCCGCUGUCAGAUCUGGGUCUGAGCGACGACGACUGGGACCGCCCGCCGCUCGGAGGAGGCUGUAAUCUGCCCAGCGGUCUAAUCUCUGACAGCAGGUUCACUGUGGGCCACGAUGGGACAGAACCGGACCAGGAGGAGAACUUCUGGUCGCAGGCGCUGGAGGAUUUGGAAACCUGCGGUCAGAGCGGCAUCCUCAGAGAGCUGGAGGAGUCUGGAAAGGAGACGCACCUCCUCACUCUGGCGACCAUCAUGUCGGGCUCCACCCUCAGCCUAAACCACGACCCCACCCCUCUGCGCAGCACGCUGGGCCGCCAGGCGAGCUUCCAGGAGCGCAGCAGCUCCAGACCACAGGUGACGCCUCGGUCCAACACCCUGCCCUCUGACCCUCAGCGCCGAGCCUUCGCCAUGAGGAAAAUGAGGCAGGAAGUGAAUGAGAUCCUGAACCAGAACCCUGUGGAACUCCACAAGCUCACUCUGGAAAAGGCGACAGACCUGGAGGAUUUUGGGUUCAGCGUUUCUGAUGGUUUGUUGGACCGCGGAGUCUACGUGAAUAACAUCCGACCGGGAGGGCCGGCGGAGCGUGGCGGACUGCGAGCCUACGACCGAAUACUACAGAUUAACCACGUGCGAACCAGAGACUUCGACUGCUGCCUCGUCGUCCCUCUCAUCGCAGAGUCUCCGAACCGCUUGGAGCUCGUCAUCAGCCGAAACCCCUCCUCCUCCUCCGUGCUGACCAAUCACACCGACGGCACCACCAACAGCAGCCACUCCCCUCAGCCAAUCGGCAGCGACCUUGGGCCCGUGGAGCUCUCCAUUGGCCAGGGAGAAGAUGGCGGUCCGAUGAAAUGGAGCCAACCAGGAGACGGGUUGGGGGCGGGGCUUGGGGUGGGGCAGGUUAAUAAUAAUUCCUUAUAGCAGACAAAAACUGGAUCAAACUGGAUUCAGCCGGUUCUGACCAGACUGGACUGGAGUGGUCAGUAAGAAAUACGGGACAACCAAGUUGAAUCAAACUGGUUUGAGCUGUUUAAACUGGUUCAUGGUGCUACACACACCCUCUGGAUGAACUUCAACCUUUGACCACUAAAGUUUGACCCUUGAACUGCUAAAAAGCCUGAAAGCACACUGACAUAUUGGAGAAACUCCUCACCUUUUCACCUGAACCAGUUCUGCAUACUGGUAUUACUGGUGUCACUGGAAUCAGAAUUAUAACUACUGAUCCUACUGGAACCACAGCAGAGGCUACUGUUCUAACCGGUCCAAGACUCAAAGUUACUGGUCCUGCUAGCUGAAAGCCAUGGCUACUGGUUCUACUGAAGCCACAACCACAGCCAAUGGUUUUACUGGUCUCCAAGCCUAGGAUGGCCUUCUGGUCCCAUUUAAGCCAGAGCCGCACCCAAUGGUCUUACUGUUCUGGGAUCAAUGGUUACUGGUUCUAGAAGCUUAGAACAAUGGCUACUUGUCCUACUCAAGCUAGAGCCGCAGCCAGUGAUCUUGGUAGUAACAGAAUCGUGGAUCCUGGUUCCACCAAAGUCAGAGCCACAGCCAAUGGUCUUACUUGGUCUAAGACACAUGGGUUUUGGUUUAUGGUCUCAGGGCUACAGAACCGUGGGUACUGGUCCUACUGAAACCAGAGCCAAAACCAAUGGUCUCACAGGUCCAAGACACAUGGGUACUGGUGUUAGUGGUGGCAGGAACAUGGCUACUGUUUCUACUGAAGCCAGAGUCACAACUAGUGGUCUUACUGGUCCAAGGCAUGAGUCUUGUUUGUGGUCUUGUCAGAGCCAUGGCCACUGCUUCUAGGAGUCUAGAACCACAACUAUGGCUUCUGGCUCUACUGGGCAUGAACCACAGCAGCACAAAGACUGAUGGGACUCAAGUCCAGAAUCCAGAACCUGCUGAUGGACAGAAAGGUUGCCAAGGAGACUAGGGAUGUUCCGAUCAGUGUUCAGGUCUGAUGUUAUUGGGAUUACUCAGUAUUCUGCAAGCUGACAUCACUGGUCCAAAUGUUAGGAUAUUAGCUAACAUGGAUCUACUUUAAAAACUACAAAUGACAACUCCUCAACCAAUGAAGCAUUCGACAGUAAAGGCCGGGGUAUGCCUGAGGUUUAACUGCAACAAAUGGUUAUGCCUGAUGCUUGAAAGUUGAUUGAAAAGAUUUUUCAGAUACUGUUAGGAUACUACUGCUUUGAUGCUGUCCCACAUAAAACUGGGUGAGAAGCUGCUGUGUCUUGACAGGACCUGAAGGUUGGGUUUAGACCAAGAGAUUAAAGAUGGUCGUGGUUACGUGCAAGUCUUGAAACGAUCAGUUCCAAGUACACAGUUGGAAAUGGUUUGAGUCGAAGAUUAUAAAUGGUUCUUAAGCAGAGUCAAAAGCAGCGCCAUGAUGCAGCUUCUCUAAUUAGAUACCCAAUAUUCUAGGUAACCCUGCACAUUUACAAAACCCAAAAUAUCACUAUCAACAGUCCAUGAGUAAAGAACUCCAAACUUCUCAGACUGGUCCCACUGGCAUGCCAAAGAUCCUACAUUCGGAGUCCUACCGUGGACUGUACCACUGCCGGGAGUCCUUGUUCAUGAUGGGCAGACAAAAUAAAGGCAUUUAGUUGCCUAAGAAGAAUAACUUCUAACGCUUUGCCUCGAUGGACUUUUAUUGUGCACAUUAUUAAACUGAAGCAUUAGAAUAAGGAAGGUGUUCUGGUGCUUUGGCUACAGUCUUAUUUUAGAGACCACCCCAAAUUUGCAUACAGACCUUACUGGACAUACCAACCAUCGAUGAUACACAGACGCAGAAAUACUAGAGACGUAUUUAAGCAAUUGAACCUGAAAGCAACACAGUUAAGGUUUAGGCGAGUCAAACAGAACUGAACCAAUCGUUCUUGACCUUUCCACCGCAGGAAGCUACUCGUGUUUCCACUGUAGGAACCAAUGUCUCAGUGAAGUUCCAAAACAUAGUCCUAUCCCAAAGAGUCAGAAAGAAAGUCCUAGAACUCUCAGAGUAGGUCUGGAAGUGCAGAAUGUACGAAAAGUACACCGUUUUUUGUUUGUUUUUUAAAGUAAAUUGUAGCCACCACUUUUGAAAACCUGCAGACAAGUUAUUUUGCUUUUGUUUGUUGUGCUUCAACACAAAAUCCUCUGAUGGACUGACAGCAAAAAGUCCACGUCGAGUUAAGUAGACAUUCAACAGGAGCUUGUGACGGCAGCAGUGGUAAUCCUAAAACUUUUACCUUUUUGUUGUGUUGUGCGGUACAACAGCCUGAAAACUGAUUUGCCGAAUGUUUGUGAAGCUUUAGAAGCCUGAGAUAAUCUCCACGAUGAAUACACGCCGUAAAGGACAUUUCUACUUUUCCUUACCGAUGAAUUUUAUUGUCACAAAAUCAAGUAAUUUCCAAUAAUUAUCAGCUGAUGUUGAUCGGAGCAUCCCUAACGAAAUGGACACGAAGACAAAGGGUUUACUGUUGAAAUUUUAGUUCUGUGCCAUGAACGAGCUGCACACUGGAAGAGUAAUAAUAAUCAUGCUGACAAUAAUGAUGAUGAUGAUGAUGAUGAUGAUGAUGAUGACACUGAGCAGUUCAAUAAGAAUCUUUUUCUACUGUUUA
Molecule: messenger RNA, 6140 nt
Organism: Stegastes partitus (bicolor damselfish)
Lineage: Eukaryota; Metazoa; Chordata; Actinopteri; Pomacentridae
Gene: grip1
Product: glutamate receptor interacting protein 1
Exons: 27
Coding region: 1-3462 (1153 amino acids)
Biological process (GO): neurotransmitter receptor transport, endosome to postsynaptic membrane
Molecular function (GO): protein binding
Source: RefSeq, a predicted model, not a curated record